Messenger RNA from Solanum tuberosum (potato), 675 nucleotides. RefSeq lists its product as uncharacterized. Bases 1 to 675 code for a protein of 224 amino acids. Gene Ontology annotation, biological process: DNA integration. Lineage: Eukaryota; Viridiplantae; Streptophyta; Magnoliopsida; Solanales; Solanaceae. Gene Ontology annotation, molecular function: nucleic acid binding. The record is from RefSeq and is a predicted model, not a curated record. The transcript is spliced from 2 exons.
AUGAUUCAACACCCAGACAAGAAUUACAUCGACCAUAUAGAUAUAGAGAUACAUAAUCAACAUGCAUACUGUUUUCAAGUAGAUGAGGAACUGGAUGGAAAACCAUGGUACUAUGGCAUCAGAAGAUUGAUAGAAGCACAAGAAUAUCCUGAAAAUGCUACAAGCAAGCAGAAACGGACUUUGAGGAGGGUGGUCAAUCAUUUCUUCCUUAACGGAGAAAUCCUAUAUAAGAGAACUUCGGAUUUGGGAUUGCUGAGCAAAGAAGAUUUUAAGAGCUGGAUAUUUUUGGAUGACCAUGGAGAGAGUAGCAUCCGGUAUAUGCAAAAGUGUCAUCAGUGUCAAGUGUAUGGAGAUUUUAUACGGGUUCCACAAAAUAAGCUCAAUGAGAUGGGUUCCCCUUGGCCAUUUGCCGCUUGGGGAAUGGAUGUUAUUGGACCCAUAGAACCUCCUGCGUCACAUGGACAUCGUUUCAUCCUGGUGGAUAUCUAUUAUUUCACAAAACGGGUCGAAGCUUCGCCAUACAAGGCCGUGACUAAGAAGGUAGUGGCAGACUUUGUUCGCAAUAACAUAGUUUGUCAAUUUGGAAUUCCAGAAUCAAUCAUAACAAAUAAUGCGGCCAACCUCAAUAACGAUCUUAUAAAGGAAACUUGUGAAAGGUUCAAGAUUGCUCAUUGA